Messenger RNA from Panonychus citri (citrus red mite), 605 nucleotides. RefSeq lists its product as uncharacterized. Lineage: Eukaryota; Metazoa; Arthropoda; Arachnida; Trombidiformes; Tetranychidae. Gene Ontology annotation, molecular function: cysteine-type endopeptidase inhibitor activity. The transcript has 2 exons. The record is from RefSeq and is a predicted model, not a curated record. Bases 73 to 507 code for a protein of 144 amino acids.
UAAUUUCAUUAUUACUCAAAGUAUUAUUAACUUCAUUAAUUGUUUAAUCAACGAAAAUAGAAAAGUAUCGAAAUGUACAACCAACGACUAACUACAUUGAUUUUAAUUACAAUCUUCAUAAUUUCAGUUAAUUGUUUCGUUAUUGAUCAUCCAGCGCAAAGCAAGAAAGCGAAAGUCGGUGAUGAAUUCAAGCCGAUUUCAGUGACUGAUCCAAUGGUUCUAGAUGAUAUUCAAUUCGUAAUCGAUCAAAUUAACUCAGCUUCGUCGUCUAAAUAUUUGGUUAAACCAGUUAAAGUUCGAGAGGCUUAUAUAUUGAUGAAAGAAUAUGUGAGAUUAACUUUCGAUUUGGCCACAACAACUUGUCUCAAGGACUCGAAAGCCGCGUUGGACAAAUGUGCAAUUGAUCAAAAACAGCCAAUAAAAACUUGCAAUGAGUUAAUUGUUGACAAUACACCUUGGAGAGAAGUCAAGAAAAAGAUCACCAAUUUUGGUAACUGUGCACUUUAACUGUCAACAACAAUUGAUAAUUAUGAAAAUUAACUGUGCAAAAAUCAACAUAUUUGCAAAUUGAAAUAUUAAUAAAAAAUAAAUUUUCUGCAAUAAUA